AUGGGAAAGAGUGUGGUGACCUAUGAUGAUGUGCGUGUGAACUUCACCCUGGAAGAAUGGGCUUUGCUGGAUCCUUCAGAGAAGAGUCUUUACAGAGAUGUGAUGCUGGAGACCUACAGGAAUCUCACUGCUAUAGGCUACAACUGGGAAGAUGACAGUUUCAAAGAACAUUUUCAAAGUUCUAGAAGGCAUGGAAGGCAUGAGAGAAGUCGGAGUGGAGAGAAACCCUAUGCAUGUAACCAUUGUGGUAAAGGAUUUCCAUAUCCCAGUGCUCUCCAAGCACAUAAAAGGACACACAGUGGAGAGAAACCCUAUGAAUGUAAACAAUGUGGUAAAGCCUUUGCAUAUUAUAAUAAUCUCCAAAUGCAUAAAAAAACUCAUAGUAGAGAGAAACCGUAUGGAUGUAAUCAAUGUGGUAAAGCCUUUGCAUAUGCCAAGAGUCUCCAAGUACAUCAAAGAUCACACACUGGAGAGAAACCCUAUAAAUGUAACCAAUGUGGUAAAGCCUUUACAUAUCGCAGUGGUUUCCAAGUACAUAAAAGAUCACACACUGGAGAGAAACCCUAUGUAUGUAAGCAAUGCGGUAAAGCCUUUCCAUGUAGCAGUCAUUUUCGAAGGCAUAAAAGAAUUCAUACUGGAGAGAAACCUUAUAAUUGUAACCAAUGUGGUAAAGCCUUUGCAUGUAGCAGUCAUUUUCAAAGGCAUAAAAGAACUCAUACUGGAGAGAAACCUUAUAAUUGUAACCAGUGUGGUAAAGCCUUUGCAUGUAGCAGUCAUUUUCAAAGGCAUAAAAGAAUUCAUACUGGAGAGAAACGCUAUGAAUGUUACCAAUGUGGUAAAGCCUUUGCAUAUGCCAAGAGUCUCCAAGUACAUCAAAGAUCACACACUGGAGAGAAACCCUAUAAAUGUAACCAAUGUGGUAAAGCCUUUACAUAUCGCAGUGGUUUCCAAGUACAUAAAAGAUCACACACUGGAGAGAAACCCUAUGUAUGUGAGCAAUGCGGUAAAGCCUUUCCAUGUAGCAGUCAUUUUCAAAGGCAUAAAAGAAUUCAUACUGGAGAGAAACCUUAUAAUUGUAACCAAUGUGGUAAAGCCUUUGCAUGUAGCAGUCAUUUUCAAAGGCAUAAAAGAACUCAUACUGGAGAGAAACCUUAUAAUUGUAACCAGUGUGGUAAAGCCUUUGCAUGUAGCAGUCAUUUUCAAAGGCAUAAAAGAAUUCAUACUGGAGAGAAACGCUAUGAAUGUUACCAAUGUGGUAAAGCCUUUGCAUAUGCCAAGAGUCUCCAAGUACAUCAAAGAUCACACACUGGAGAGAAACACUAUGGAUAUAAUCAAUGCUGGAAACCCUCUGAAUGUAAUUAAUGUAGUAAAGCCUUUGUACAUCAUAGUAGUCUCCAAAUACAUAAAAGAACACAUAGUGGAAAGAAACCCUAUGAAGUAUCCAAUGUGGUGAAACAUUUGCAUAUCCCAAUACUGACCAACAAAAACCAGAGGGUCUGCAUGGUGCAUUUGAGGAACUUAGGGAUGUUGGGCAACAGAAGCACUCUAGAAGAGAUAGUUCAUCAAAUACUCCCAGAAGCGAUGCUGAAUUCCCUGACAGCGUUCUUUGAAAACCCUGUAGACAAACUUUAUAUCCUGGAAGGCUAUGAUGUCUCCUUCAAGGUGGCGUGCUCACCAUUAAGCUGA
Rattus rattus (black rat) is the source of this 1686-nucleotide messenger RNA. Its product is annotated as zinc finger protein 431-like. Lineage: Eukaryota; Metazoa; Chordata; Mammalia; Rodentia; Muridae. The transcript has 6 exons. Gene Ontology annotation, biological process: iron-sulfur cluster assembly; regulation of transcription by RNA polymerase II. Gene Ontology annotation, molecular function: RNA polymerase II cis-regulatory region sequence-specific DNA binding; ferric iron binding; DNA-binding transcription factor activity, RNA polymerase II-specific. The record is from RefSeq and is a predicted model, not a curated record.